Molecule: messenger RNA, 1739 nt
Organism: Olea europaea var. sylvestris
Lineage: Eukaryota; Viridiplantae; Streptophyta; Magnoliopsida; Lamiales; Oleaceae
Product: transcription initiation factor IIA large subunit-like
Exons: 11
Coding region: 159-1376 (405 amino acids)
Biological process (GO): transcription by RNA polymerase II; transcription initiation at RNA polymerase II promoter
Cellular component (GO): transcription factor TFIIA complex
Source: RefSeq, a predicted model, not a curated record
UCUUCAUUUCUGUUCCGCUAUUCUCUCUCUCCUCUCCUUUCGCUCUCUAAAAUUCUCACUCACAAACCCUACACCCUAAUUUUCUAGAUUACAUUCAACUAAUCUCAGAUCCUUCAAACAAAUUUUCUGUGUUUUUCUGAAACGUUAAUUUUCCAGAGAUGGCGAGUUCCGUCACCAGCAGUGUUUAUGCCAACGUCAUCGAGGACGUCAUGAACAAGUGCCGCGAUGAGUUCAUCGAUAACGGUGGUCCUGGAGAGAGUGUUCUCAAUGAGCUCCAAGCAUUAUGGGAGUUGAAGAUGAUGCAAGCGGGGGCAAUUGUGGGCCCCAUAGACCGGUCUGCGUCACAAAAGGCCGCACCUGGGGGUCCCAUUCCUCCGAAUCCCGUGCAUGACCUCAAUGUUCCCUAUGAAGGCACCGAGGAGUACGAAACUCCCACUGCUGAUUUACUUUUUCCUCCGACACCAUUACAGACGCCAUUGCCAGGGACAGCCCAAACUCCAUUGCCUGGCUCUGCCCAGACUCCUCUCACUGGAAUGUCCGACAGCAGCUCAUUGUAUAACAUUCAUUCUGGUGCUACCCCAAUAACACCAGAUGAGUAUUCAUCUUUGAAUGACAAUGGUGGGGUUCACAACAUGAAAGCUGGAUCUUCGAGACCUAGCCCCUAUAUGCAGGCACCUUCACCAUGGUUGAAUCAAAGGCCUCCUCUUGAUGUGAAUGUUGCUUAUGUUGAAGGCCGGGAAGAGGGUGAGAGGAGAGCACCUCAUCUUCCUUCGACGCAGGAUUUCUUCACAAUGCCUUCUGGAAAGCGAAAGCGGGAAGACUUUCCUUCACAGCAGAACACUGGUGGAUACAUCCCACAGCAAGAUGGAGCUGGAGAUAUGAUAUCAGAUGAUGUUAUGGUAGAUCAAGGGAACAGCAGUCAGCAUGUUUUGGUAAAUGCUACCCAACAGAUGGUUGUUCAAAGGGAAGGACUGUCUUCUACGAUUCCUCAGUUGGAUGGUCCCAUGCCUGACCCCUACGAUGACAUGCUUUCUACACCUAAUAUAUACAAUUUUCAAGGUGUUGCCAAUGAAGAUUACAAUAUAGUGAACACACCUGCACCACAUGAGAUGCAAGCACCGACUCCUGCUCCUGCUCCCCAGUCUGACAUUGCAGAUGAUGACGAAGACGAACCUUUGAAUGAAGAUGACGACGACGACGAUUUGGAUGACGUGGACCAAGGGGUGGAUCUGAACACAGCACAUUUGGUUCUGGCACAAUUUGACAAGGUGACACGUACCAAGAGCAGGUGGAAAUGCAAUCUGAAGGAUGGCAUUAUGCACAUAAAUAACAAAGACAUUCUGUUCAACAAGGCAACAGGAGAGUUUGAGUUCUGAUCUACUUACCGGAUGGCUGUUUAGUUCAGAGAAAAACCAGAGAUUUCUCUAUCUUUUAUUUUGUUGUCUUUGGUCUCUCUUAUUAAGUGAAAACUCGAUAGGAUUAGAAUCGAGUCUCGUGAUGCUUUUUAGAAGGUUUCAUGCUUAGCUAUAUGCACAUGAAGACAGUUUUUGUUCUGGUAGUCCUUUUAAGUACCUUGAAUCUUGCCUUAUGUUGAACUCCAGACAGUUUUUGCUCUGAUAGUCCUUUUCAAUGCCGUGAAUAUUGCCUUAUGUUGAACUCCAUUAAUGGCACACUAUCCAUGACAUUAAUUACUCAUACUAAAUUCUCUUUUAAGUAUAUCAGAUUCGAAUUUCCUUGCA